Messenger RNA from Baudoinia panamericana UAMH 10762, 1452 nucleotides. RefSeq lists its product as uncharacterized. The record is from RefSeq and is a predicted model, not a curated record. Gene Ontology annotation, biological process: positive regulation of transcription elongation by RNA polymerase II; transcription elongation by RNA polymerase II; protein phosphorylation. Lineage: Eukaryota; Fungi; Ascomycota; Dothideomycetes; Mycosphaerellales; Teratosphaeriaceae. The transcript has 2 exons. Gene Ontology annotation, cellular component: nucleus; cyclin/CDK positive transcription elongation factor complex. The coding region runs from base 1 to 1452 and encodes 483 amino acids. Gene Ontology annotation, molecular function: ATP binding; RNA polymerase II CTD heptapeptide repeat kinase activity; cyclin-dependent protein serine/threonine kinase activity.
AUGUCGCAGGACAAAGAAGCUGCAGCGGAGACGGAGAAGAACAAGAUUUCAUUCUCCAUCAAAGGCAGAGCAAGCCAAGCUGCAGCAGCAGCAGAGAAGGUGCCAAGUGUGGUCAAGCUGGAGACUUCACCACUCGUGGCGAAGAAGACGCCAGCACCGGUGUCACCGCUCGUGCAAACUGCUGUUCCGAAAAGCCAGAACUACGUGGGCAACACCAGGCUUGAGCCACCAUCAGCCAGGAAGCCCUCGCCUCCGGCAGUAAGGAAGGAAACCGUGCGGAAGAAGCGGCUAAAGGCAAGACCGAGCUUGAGCGAAGACUUUGCGGCGUCAGACAGUGUGUACUACAGAAAGACGGGCAACGAGUCUGUCAUUGGCAGCGGCACGUACGGCAAGGUUUACAAGGCAAUACAUGUGUAUAGUGGCCGGAUGGUGGCGCUUAAGAAGAUUCGUAUGGAAGGCGAGCGCGAUGGAUUCCCAGUCACAGCCACGCGCGAGAUCAAGCUGCUACAGUCGCUAAACCACGUUAAUGUGGUGCCAUUGCAAGAAGUCAUGGUGGAGAAGAACGACUGCUUCAUGGUCUUCGAGUACUUGGCACACGAUCUGACCGGCUUGCUGAACCACCCAACUUUCACUCUCACCGAAGCCCACAAGAAGCACCUCGCCAAGCAAAUGUUCGAAGGCCUGGAGUAUCUACACCGGAGAGGCGUGCUACACCGUGACAUCAAAGCGGCCAACAUCCUGAUCUCGAAGACCGGCGAGCUGAAGUUCGCUGACUUUGGGCUUGCGCGCUUUUACGAGAAGCCGAAGAAGCAAGACUAUACCAACCGUGUCAUUACCAUCUGGUACCGCCCUCCCGAACUACUCCUCGGCGAGACGCAGUACGGCCCGGCUGUGGACAUCUGGAGCGCCGCCUGCGUGCUCGUCGAAAUCUUCACCCGCCACGCAAUCUUCCCCGGCGACGGCGGCGAAAUCUCCCAACUCGACAAAAUCCACGCCGUCCUUGGCACCCCCUCCCGUAGCGAAUGGCCCGGCAUCACGGAUCUGCAAUGGUACGAGCUGCUGCGCCCCACCCACCGCAUCGCGUCCACCUUCGCGGAGAAGUAUAAACACCGUGUCAGCGCCGACGCAUUUGAGUUGCUGGAGGCUAUGUUUAGCUAUGAUCCGGCGAAUCGGCCGACGGCGGCGGAUGUGCUGGAGCAUGGGUAUUUCACCGUGGAGGAGCCCCGAGCGCAGCAGGUGUGGGAACUGGCGGAUUUGGAGGGGGAUUGGCAUGAGUUUGAGAGUAAGGCGUUGAGGAAGGAGAAGGAGAGACAGGAGAGGGAGGCGAGGAGGAGGGAGCGAGAGGGUGGUGAGGGUGGUGCCCAGGGUAAGAGGAAGGCGGAGGAGGGAGCGGCAGCCGGUGUGGCGCCCACGGAGAAGAAGCCUAGGACUUCUGUUGAGGUGACAGGCUAG